AAUAAAUUCAUGUUGUUUCGUGUGCUUUCUAAAAGGAAGAGUGGAAAGUAGUUUCGCUGUCUCAAAAAUAGUUUUUCUUGUUCAAUAGUUAUUUAGCUAAAUCUCGGCUUUUGUGCAAACGGUACAAUGUCCAACCGAGGAGGCAAAAACCGUGGGCGCAACAACUGGAACCACGGUGGGGGUCGUAAAUUUUACGAUGGUCCGGCAAAUAACAACUACUCGGAACAUGACGAUCGAAUGGAACGAGAUCGAGAUCGCAAGGUGACUGACGUCAAGCGACGAGUCAGUUUCAAGCCGUUCAACGGCGGACGGAACAAAGGCGGAGUGAAGAUAACGGAUAUGCAGAUUAGGGCGCACCUGGAGGAUGAUGAUAGAAUGGGACAUGCCGCCGGCGGUGAUGGUUUCGAUGGAGAACGGAGAACGUUUAAAAAAGGUUUCAAGGGACGAAGGAGAGGGUCCCCGGUCCCGAGAGGUCCGAUGAGCAGUGGACCGGUGUUCCGGAAAAAGUUAGUGCCCGGUCCGACCGGUUGGUUCGAGGUAAAAAUUCCGUAUGGGCACAAGUAUGAGAAGGAGUUUAUUCUGCGCUCGUUGGUUCAAGCAAUUUCUCCACUGAUAUUCAUUCCACAAUACUGGAAAGUGGAGGACACGGCGGUCAGUUUCUAUAUCGAGGAUUUCCCAGCGGCUGAAGCUCUUCAGAAAGUGGAUCGCACGAUAGAUCUCCCGGAUGGAAGAAAGAUGAUUGUGAUCGUGCGGAACAGCAAUCCUCAGUUCCAGGUGAACGCGCAGCUGAAGGAGCGCAUGAAACUUGCCAUGGUCAAGCGCUACAAUCCCACAACCAAAGCGCUGAAUUUGGAGAAGUUUCACACGGAUCCCGAUCUGAGCGAUAUAUUUUGUGCACUGUUCCGGCCACAGAUUAUGCUGGCCGCGUUUGAUGUGAUCAAAGACAAUAUCCCAGACCUGGAGGCGCUCAACUUGAACGACAACAAACUGCACAUGGUGGAUCACUUCAAGGUUUUGGCGCAGAAAAUGCCGAACCUAAAAAUUCUCUAUUUGGCAAACAAUAAGAUCCCGUACGUCGCAUCGCUGGAUAGUCUAAAAGCGCUAUCGCUGGUGGAGAUCAACCUCGAGGGUAACCCGCUGAAGGAUCGCAUCAAGGACCAGACAGUCUACAUCAGCGAGGUUCGGAAGCGUCUGCCGAAGAUCAUCAAGUUGGACAACAUCGACCUCCCGCCACCAAUUGGUUUCGACGUUCCGGAGGACGACCACAAACUGCCCUCGGCAAAGGCAUCCUUUUUGUGUGACACUGCCGGUGCUGGCAUCGUGCGCCAGUUUCUGGAACAGUAUUUUAUGAUCUACGACUCGGACAAUCGACAACCGCUGCUGGAAGCGUACCACGAGCAUGCCAUGAUUUCCAUGACCGUCUUCAACAGCCCCAGCCAGAGCAGCCAACAGCGAUUACAAAGCUACUUGACCUACAACCGAAAUUUGACCUCGAAACGAGAUCUGGACACACGGUGUCGUUUCCUGAAGAUGGGUCGUUUGCCGGUGGUGUCAUUCCUGUCCGAGCUGCCCAACACCAAACACGACCCGCAAACGUUCGUCGUCGAUCUGACGCUAUUCACGCCCCAGCUCAUUCUGCUAACCGUAACUGGCGUAUUCAAAGAACGAAAACUAGCUGUCAUCAACGAGCCAUAUCGAUCGUUCCAGCGCUCGCUUGUGAUCGUUCCCUCCGGAAGUGGGUUCUGCAUUCGCAACGAAAUGAUCCACAUCAACAACGCCACCCGGAUACAGGAGGAGAAAGCAUUCAAGGACCCAACCUCCAACGGGUUCCAAUCUACGGCAGCAGUGGCACCUCCGCCAGCUUCGGUGGCUCCCGUUGCUCCGAUAACUGCCGUCCCGCCGGUGGUUGGUGGCCCCGACGACAACACCAAACUUCAGAUGGUUCAAGCGAUGGCCGCCCACAGCAACAUGAACCUGGAAUGGAGCCGGAAGUGCUUGGAGGAAACGAAUUGGGACUUCGAACGAGCCGGAUUCGCAUUCACCGAGCUUCACAAACAGAACCGGAUACCGCCGGAAGCGUUUGUCAAAAAUUGAGAAUCGUUUCGCAGCGAGGUACCACUGGAUGUUGAAAUGAUGACGACGAUGAUGCGGUGGAUCCGCAAGGGAGUCCCAACGGGGAAAUAUUUUAGGUUUAAUUUGCUGUGGGGGGAUAGGCGGGAGGGAGGGUUAUGUAUUGGGAGAAGGAUCAACUUGUUGGUCUAAAAAUGAAUAUCAAAUUACUUAUAAGAAUAUAAAAGACUACAUUCAAGAGCAAACUGAAAAUAUGUUGGGUUUUUUUUUGUUUCAUUACAAAACAUUCUCAAUGCAUUAGUAAUCAAUUUGGUCCUUCUCUCAAACACAUUUCAACUUUGUGUAGUUAUUUGUAGGUAAGUGUAAGCAGUUUGAAACCGAUGUAGAAAAUGCUUUAAAAGUAUAAUCGAAAUGAACAUUGUGGUCAUUUGUACAGUAAUAAAAUGGCGAAAACAAAUGCUCUAACUGGUUCACCAGCUAUAGAAUAGUUAUUAAAUGAAUGAACAAAAACAAUUGCGAUUAUAAUGAAAUUUUAUGUCUUAAAUAUGUCCAAUGCGUGACAAAACAUGCAUAUUUUAUUUAUGGUUUACAGUCUGAAUGUUUGUUUACAGCCAAAAGCAGCCAAUUAAUGCAAAGUUUUAUAUAAUUGAUAGAAAAUAUUUUCUUAUCUAUCCUUAAUUUAAGGUUUUGUGUAAGUCAUCUAUCAUGAAAGUAAUCCAUUGUAGAAAAUUAGCUCCUAGCAAAAAAUUUAUAUUUUUAUUGAUAUUGACGAAAAGAAUACCAACUGAUUACUAAGUCAGUAAAUUUCGAUCAUGAAAAGUAAUGGUAAAAUAAAAAUAUUAAAUUACUUUUA
Messenger RNA from Armigeres subalbatus, 2923 nucleotides. RefSeq names its product nuclear RNA export factor 1 (gene sbr). NCBI's taxonomy places the organism in Eukaryota, Metazoa, Arthropoda, Insecta, Diptera, Culicidae. The transcript has 6 exons. The record is from RefSeq and is a predicted model, not a curated record. Gene Ontology annotation, biological process: poly(A)+ mRNA export from nucleus. The coding region runs from base 127 to 2094 and encodes 655 amino acids. Gene Ontology annotation, cellular component: cytoplasm; nucleus. Gene Ontology annotation, molecular function: RNA binding; protein binding.